AUGUUCGAUCCUCAGAUCACCAUCUAUAACCAUAUCAUCAAAGGGGUACCACAGAAUAAAGUACAGUAUAUUAAAAAGCUCCUGUUUGACUAUAUAAAGAAUGCAAUUUCAUUAGAUGAAGCAAAAGUUAACUGUUGUUCUAGUAUUGGUACUUCAGAGCCAAUCGACAAAAUGGAGUGCCUUAUGAAUGUACCAGAAGUAGCCCCACCAACUUCACAGUUUAUCCUAGACAGGAUCUCCAAUAACAAGACAAAAAAUAUGGACUCAACUUGA
Molecule: messenger RNA, 273 nt
Organism: Trichomonas vaginalis G3
Lineage: Eukaryota; Parabasalia; Trichomonadida; Trichomonadidae
Product: RNA polymerase II transcription regulator recruiting protein
Exons: 1
Coding region: 1-273 (90 amino acids)
Source: RefSeq, a predicted model, not a curated record